AUUUGAGGUUAAUUUCUUCAUUUUAAUCAAUUCUUUUAAAAGCGAUACAUACAAUAUCAACAAAUUAAUUUUGCUCAUUAUUUAUUAUUGGCAUUUACUGUAAUUAUUUUUUAUUAUAUUUAUUGUAUAGCUGAUGCGUAAACACUAUUUUUACCGUUACUACGAUCACUACCUUAUUUCAUGUUAAUUUCUCAUGUUCCUUUUUGAGGUUAUGUCGAUGUUAUAUUUACUUUUCUGACAAAAAAUGUUUUAUAAAACGCAAUAUGCCUUUCAAUGCAAGUUGCAAAUUAAAAAUACGACAUAAUAUUAAGAUGGUACGUAGGAAACGCAAAUAUUUAAAAACGAAAGCACUUUUACAAUGACGACAGGCAUGAAGCUAGAGAUGCUAUUGUUGUAUAUCUUUUUUAUUUUACAAACAACAUCUAGCAAUAUCUCGAUCGAAACUAAUUUAGAAUCUCCGUUAUGUUGCAAUUUAACGACCACGGAAAAAGUCAAAAUCGAAUACAGUUCGAAAAUUAUUGAAAAUGAAUAUAUAGUAACAUUUAAUGGUUACUAUAAGAAUCAGGCAAGGGCCAGUUACAUUGGUGCUGCUUUAAAUACUUCUGGAGUUCGAAAAUGGAAAAUAUUACCCCGAGAAAAUCCCGCAAGUGAUUACCCCAGCGAUUUUGAUGUCGUUUUGUUAGAAGAAUCAGAUAAAUUUUCUGGUCUUAAUGCCCUUAAAGGACAUCCAUCUAUCAAAAGAGUGACGUCUCAACGAAUGGUUUUAAGGACGUUAAAAUUUGUUGAUGAAACUAAUAAUAGUGAAGGUUCUUGUAUAGGUGUAGGUUGUAAUAGUUGGAAAGCUCGUAGAAUUCAGAACACGCAAUUUUGGCAAGCAACAGGUCGUCAUACAAGCAGACGAUUGCUAAGGGCUAUUCCUAGACAAAUUACGUCCAUAUUGCAAGCAGACGCCCUUUGGAAUAUGGGAAUUACUGGAAAAGGCAUAAAAGUAGCUGUUUUUGACACAGGCCUUUCAAAGACACAUCCCCAUUUUCGAAAAAUAAAGGAAAGGACCAACUGGACUAACGAAAAAACUUUGGACGACGGUUUAGGGCACGGUACUUUUGUGGCAGGAGUAAUAGCAUCUAGUAAGGAAUGUCUUGGUUUCGCCCCUGACGCGGAACUCCACAUCUUCCGUGUCUUUACAAACAAUCAAGUUUCAUACACUUCAUGGUUCCUAGACGCGUUCAAUUACGCCAUUUUAAAGAAAAUUAACGUCCUUAAUUUAAGUAUUGGAGGCCCCGAUUUCAAAGACCAUCCUUUUGUAGACAAAGUGUGGGAAUUAACUGCCAACCGGGUCAUAAUGGUUUCCGCAAUCGGAAAUGACGGUCCCUUAUAUGGAACUUUAAACAACCCUGCAGAUCAAAUGGAUGUGAUUGGUGUUGGAGGAAUUAAUUUCGAAGACCAAAUAGCAAAAUUCUCUUCUAGAGGAAUGACCACGUGGGAAUUACCUCAAGGCUAUGGGCGCGUUAAACCGGAUAUAGUUACUUAUGGGGCUGGUGUAAGGGGCUCCAACAUCAAAGGCGGUUGUCGCAGUUUAUCUGGGACAAGUGUUGCGUCCCCAGUUGUAGCAGGAGCAGUUGCGUUGUUGGCCAGUGGAGUUCUUCAUAGAAGUGACAUUAUUAAUCCUGCCAGCAUGAAACAGGCCCUUAUGGCCUCAGCUAGGAGACUCCCAGGUGUUAAUAUGUUCGAACAGGGUCAUGGUAAACUUAACUUAGUUAAAGCAUACCAAAUACUUAGCAGCUAUAAACCACAGGCAAGUCUGAGUCCUAGUUACAUAGAUUUAAAUGAAUGUCCUUAUAUGUGGCCUUACUGUACCCAACCCCUUUAUUUCGGAGCCAUACCCACGAUUGUAAACGUGACAAUCUUGAACGGCCUUGGUGUAUCCGGUCACAUUGUAGGAAAACCUCAGUGGUUUCCCUAUACGCCUCAACAAGGCCACUUGUUGGAUAUUGCCAUAACAUACUCCGAAUUGCUGUGGCCUUGGUCAGGUUGGUUAGCUGUCAGUCUUUCGGUAACAGAAGAGGGGGCCACAUAUGAAGGUUUGGCCCAGGGACAUAUCAAAAUUACCAUCGAAUCCCCUCCAGCCGCAGGAGAAGCCGAAGAAAGGCAGAGUACAUUAACGUUACCAAUACGUGCAAAAAUAAUCCCAACGCCCCCCAAACACAAACGAAUUCUUUGGGACCAAUACCACAAUCUACGAUACCCUCCUGGUUACUUCCCAAGAGACAAUUUGAAGGUAAAAAAUGACCCUUUGGAUUGGAACGGUGAUCAUAUACACACCAAUUUUAAAGAUAUGUACAAAAAUCUUAGAAACGCUGGAUAUUAUAUUGAAGUUCUUGGGACUCCCUACACGUGCUUCGACGUAUCUCAAUACGGCACUUUAUUAAUAGUCGAUCCUGAGGAGGAAUUCUUCCCAGAAGAAGUUGCCAAACUGAAAAGAGACGUGGACGCCGGUCUUUCAAUUGUAAUUUUUGCUGAUUGGUAUAACGUGAGUGUUAUGGAAAAGGUGAAAUUUUAUGACGAAAAUACCAGACAGUGGUGGAUGCCUGAUACUGGAGGUUCAAAUGUACCAGCAUUAAAUGACUUGUUGGCUUCGUGGGGGAUAGCCUUUGGAGACAAGGUUUUCGAAGGAAGUUUCAUUUUUGGGGAGCACGAUAUGUACUACGCCUCAGGCACGAGUAUUGCCAAGUUUCCUCCUGAAGGAUUACUCAUUUCGAAGAAACUAAAAGACCAAGGACGUAAGUUGUUGGGCGCAGAAUCAGAAUCGGAACUAAAACACGAGGUUCCAAUCUUAGGUCUGUUACAAACGAAAGCAUCGGAUACAAGCGGUAGGGUCGCAGUUUACGGAGACUCCAACUGCUUAGACACAAGUCAUCUGGAAAGACCUUGUUACUGGAUGCUAAAUGCUAUUCUCGAGUACGCCUCUACGUCCCAUUUGCCAACGAUUUUUACUGAUAAUCGUUUAAAGAAGGACACAGUUGUCGUGGAAACGGAAAUACCUCAAAGGAUGGAAGGCAAUAGAUUGUAUAGGUAUUCUAAAGUUUUGGAAAAACAUUUGGGAGACCCACAGGCCAAACAACUACCACAAUGCCCUCGACUUGCCUGGGUAACGCCUAUUCCACUCAAUACAUCUGCACCAACGAAUCUUUAUCAGCCUCAAAAGCUUCUUGCCCUUUCUGAAGACGCUUUAAGACCUACGUUUAAUGUAGAAGACGUAAUUCGAGAAUCAGUUGAGCAAGAUAUGGAUGUAGAUGACGUUUUCGGAUGGAGAAACAAGCAGCCAGAGAUUGUAUCCGUUCAAGAAGAAAACUACAGCAUCACAACCGUCUUAAUAUGUCUCGCUUGUCUUUCAUUAUACAUUUGCAUAACAUGGUGCAGACACAGACCAAAACCGAAACGUCGAAAAAACAAAAUACGACGACUCCUCAACUUUUUGCAUUGUGGACGAGUACCAGCCGUAUGAGUAAACAUCAAUACCCGAACCUUAAUCAUCCAUUCAAACUAGUUAAAAAAACACGCCCAUACGAAUAGCGUCAAUCAAAAGACGGGCAAGGACCGCUAACGAAAACACCCAGUUUUCAUAUCGAAUCCAUGAAGAAAAUCCACACAUAAUACUUUUUAACACCAGCUAUCAGCCCACAUGUGGAUAAUUAUAAAUUCAUUGGUACUCAAAUUUUAAUUUAUUGACUUUAAGGAAUAUUAACUUAUAGUUUUCAUAUUGGAAACAACAAAUACGUUUACAUAAACGUAUAAGAAUGGUGUAUGUGGACUAAAUCAAUCAACCACUUGAAUGUGUGUCUUUUGUGACCUGGUCUAAUACAAAUAUACAUAUAUUUUUAAUUAACUUGUUCAAACUAAACAUUUUAUCUCGUCCACAUUUAUUAGUUAAUUUUACAUUAAUCAGACCUGCAUGUUUUAUUUUUAUUGAUUAGGCCUCUUUUAGUUGUUUGUAGAUUUAUAAGUAUUUUUUAUUGAUCUCACUUUUGAUUGAUUAUACUGAAAGGAUAUAUAUUUUAAUUUAGGCAUUUGUUACUUUGAUACAUACACAAAUGUCUUAAAAUUAAUUUUAGGAGAGUACAACAGAUGAACGAAAGGAUAUAUUUAUUAAUUUAUUUUAAACAAUCUAUGUGACACAGGCCUAUUAUCUUUUUUAAUUUUAAAUCAUUGAUUUGCACUUACACUUGUGAUAAUCAUAUAUACAUAGUAAAUUAUACAUAUAUAAAGGAGAGUGACCUUAUAAUGUAUAGUUAUUU
Molecule: messenger RNA, 4295 nt
Organism: Agrilus planipennis (emerald ash borer)
Lineage: Eukaryota; Metazoa; Arthropoda; Insecta; Coleoptera; Buprestidae
Gene: S1P
Product: membrane-bound transcription factor site-1 protease
Exons: 9
Coding region: 359-3505 (1048 amino acids)
Biological process (GO): proteolysis
Cellular component (GO): Golgi apparatus
Molecular function (GO): serine-type endopeptidase activity
Source: RefSeq, a predicted model, not a curated record